Daucus carota subsp. sativus is the source of this 750-nucleotide messenger RNA. RefSeq lists its product as uncharacterized. The coding region runs from base 78 to 611 and encodes 177 amino acids. The transcript has 2 exons. The record is from RefSeq and is a predicted model, not a curated record. NCBI's taxonomy places the organism in Eukaryota, Viridiplantae, Streptophyta, Magnoliopsida, Apiales, Apiaceae. Gene Ontology annotation, cellular component: chloroplast thylakoid membrane.
GAACCCAAUCCUUAGCCACUUUGAGAUUGUGUUGAGCAGUAAGAUAUCUUAGGUGGAAGUGCAGCAGCCCAUGAAACAUGGUCAUUGUAUCUCUAUCUCCAUCUUCACCACAGCUUCUCACCAUUUUCAACCCCAAAAAACAUCAUAAUUCUCAUAAUCACCCAGCUUCAUCUCUUUUUAUAUCAUCAAAUUCUCUUCUUUACUCAAAAAGAUGCAAACUUUAUCACAACCCACCACCACUUGUGAUAAGCCCUUCAAAAAUAAACUAUAAUUCAAGAGUUUAUGCCAUUUCUGAAAAUUUGAAGCUUGCAGAAGUAACCCCAGUUGAGAGUUCAAAGCAGAUAGUGAAUGCAGCUACUACAAGUGGAGAUGGGGUUUCUAAUAUUAUUACAGUUCUUUUGUUCCUUGCAUUUGUUGGAUUAUCAGUUCUCACUAUUGGGGUUAUCUAUAUAGCUGUGACAGAUUACUUGCAGAAAAGGGAGAGAGAGAAAUUCGAGAAAGAGGAAUCUGCUAAGAAGAAGAAAGCCAACAAGAAGAGGAAGGUGAAAGCAAGGGCUGGACCAAAAGGAUUUGGACAGAAGAUUGUUGAGGUUGAUGAUGAUGAUAGCUAGGAAUUCUAUGUGAGCCUCUUUGCUUUUUUGCUUUGUUCUUUUCGUUCAUUGUGAUUCUUAGGCACUUUAAAGAACCGGAUUCUCUCUAUAAUGUAUAUUUUUUGCACUUAAUCUGAAUAUAGUUGUGUAUUACAAAAUA